CCGCUCCCCGGCGGCGGGUGCUGCGCUGUCGUCGCCGCCGCGUCUGAGGUCGCCUGAGCCUGUGUCCUCGCGCCCGGCCAUGGUGGACGUGCUGGGCGGGCGGCGCCUGGUGACCCGCGACGGCGCGUGGGUGGAGGCCGAGGCGGCGUUGCAGAACAAGGUGGUGGCGCUGUACUUCGCCGCGGGCCGGUGCGCGCCCAGCCGCGACUUCACGCCGCUGCUCUGCGACUUCUACGCGGAGCUGGUGGGCGCGGCGCGGCCGCCUGCGCCCUUCGAGGUGGUCUUCGUGUCGGCCGACGGCAGCGCGCGGGAGAUGUGGGCCUUCAUGCGCGAGCUGCACGGCGCCUGGCUGGCGCUGCCCUUCCACGACCCCUACCGGCACGAGCUGAGGACCAGGUACCACAUCACGGUCACUCCCAGGCUCGUGGUCCUGAAACCGAGCGGUGAGAUCAUCACUGACAAAGGGCGCAAGCAGAUACGGGAGCAGGGGCUGGCCUGCUUCCAGAACUGGGUGGAGGCAGCUGACGUCUUUCAGAAUUUCUCCGGCUGA
Messenger RNA from Equus quagga, 550 nucleotides. Its product is annotated as nucleoredoxin-like protein 2. Gene Ontology annotation, biological process: photoreceptor cell maintenance; sensory perception. The record is from RefSeq and is a predicted model, not a curated record. The transcript has 3 exons. NCBI's taxonomy places the organism in Eukaryota, Metazoa, Chordata, Mammalia, Perissodactyla, Equidae. The coding region runs from base 80 to 550 and encodes 156 amino acids.